Molecule: messenger RNA, 2582 nt
Organism: Canis lupus familiaris (dog)
Lineage: Eukaryota; Metazoa; Chordata; Mammalia; Carnivora; Canidae
Gene: PROM1
Product: prominin 1
Cellular component (GO): prominosome; cell surface; apical plasma membrane
Molecular function (GO): cholesterol binding
Source: RefSeq, marked provisional
GGCCCCAGGCCCCCAGCUCUACCUCAUGCGUGGGGGACAUUGCUAGCCAUGGCCCUCCUCCUCGGCUUCCUGCUGCUGCUGGAGCUGUGCUGGGACACCUCUGCCCUGGGGCCACUGUCUUCCACAAAGGGUUCCGAUGGUUUGGAAUUUGAAUUGCCUGCCACCAACUAUGAGACCAAAGACUCUAACCAAGCCGGGCCCAUCAGUGUUCUCUUUCAAAUCGUGCAAGUGUUCCUCCAAGUGGUGCAGCCCCAUCCUUUCCCCGAAGAUAUUUUAAGAAAAAUUCUACAAAAGAAGUUUGACUUCUCAACUGAUUAUGAUAAGAUUAUCUACUAUGAAAUCGGGAUUAUUAUUUGUGCUGUCCUGGGGCUGCUCUUUGUGAUUCUGAUGCCGCUGGUGGGAUUUUGCUUUGGUCUGUGUCGUUGCUGUAACAAAUGUGGUGGAGAAAUGCAUCAGCGACAGAAGAAAAAUGGGGCCUUCCUGAGGAAAUACUUUACAGUCUCCCUCCUGGUGAUUUGUAUAUUCAUAAGUGUGGGUAUCAUCUAUGGUUUUGUGGCAAACCACCACCUGAGGACCCGGAUCGAGAAGACUCGGAAACUAGCAGAGAGCAACUUAAAAGACUUAAGAACCCUCCUGAUCGGAACUCCAGCGCAAAUCAACUAUGUGCUGAGCCAGUACGCAAGCACUAAAGAAAAGGCAUUCUCAGACCUGGAUAAUAUUAAGUCAUUGCUAGGAGGCGGAAUUCAUGACCAGCUGAGACCCAAAGUGAUCCCCGUGCUUGAUGACAUCAAGGCCAUGGCUGAAGCAAUCAAAGAGACCAGAGAAGCCCUGUUGAACGUGAACAACACCUUAAAGGAGCUGAAGAUGUCAACUGCACAACUGAACACCAGCCUCAGUGAUGUUAAAAGGAAUCUGGAGCAAUCACUCAAUGAUCCCAUGUGCUCUGUCCCUCCAGUGGCUACAACUUGCAACAACAUCAGAAUGUCUCUAGGCCAACUGGAUGACAAUACCAACCUGGGUCAGCUCCCAUCUUUGGAUAAGCAAAUUGAUAAUAUUAAUAAUGUUCUUCAAACAGAUUUGUCCAGCCUGGUCCAAAAGGGCUAUAAAUCCUUUAAUGAUAUUCCUGAGAUGGUGCAAAAUCAAACCACAGACAUCGUAUCAGAUGUCAAAAGGACCUUGAAUUCCCUUGGCUCAGAUAUUGAAAAUAUGAGCGAACAGAUUCCUAUUCAGGAUAAGCUGUCAGAUUUCAUAGGUUAUAUUAAUGACACUGAAACUUACAUUCACCGCAAUUUGCCCACGUUGGAAGAGUAUGAUUCGUACAGGUGGCUGGGUGGCCUGAUUGUCUGCUGUUUGCUGACCCUCAUAGUCGUCUUUUAUUACCUGGGCUUGAUGUGUGGCACAUUUGGCUAUGACCGGCAUGCCACCCCGACCAGACGAGGCUGCGUCUCAAACACCGGGGGCAUCUUUCUCAUGGUCGGAGUUGGAAUCAGUUUCCUCUUUUGUUGGAUACUGAUGACCAUUGUGGUGCUCACGUUUGUCAUCGGUGGAAACAUGGAAAAACUGGUCUGUGAGCCUUACCAGAACAGGAAACUAUUCCAGAUUUUGGACACCCCAUAUUUACUAAAUGAGAAUUGGAAAUACUAUCUCUCUGGCAUGGUGUUGGACAAACCGGAUAUUAAUCUCACUUUUGAACAAGUUUACAGUGACUGCAAAGAAAAUAAGGGCAUCUAUAGCACACUUAAGCUAGAGAACACCUACAACAUCAGUGAGCAUCUCAACAUUCAGGAGCAUGCUAGAAACCUCAGCAAUGAUUUUAAAAACAUGAAUGUAAAUAUUGACAAUAUUGUUCUGCUGGACGCAGCAGGAAGGAAAAACCUGAUGGAUUUCAGCUCUUCGGGAGUAGACACCAUAGACUAUAAUGUCUACUUGGCAGAGAUGGGUAAAACUCCCACCAAAGUGAAUCUUUUAUCCUUUGCAGAUGAUCUGGACACAAAAGCCAACAAUCUGCCCCAAGGAAGUUUGAAACAGUCCCUCAAAAAUAAUGCGCAAAAUCUUAAAACGAUUCACCAUGGCCAAGUCAUGCCUUUGGAACAGUCAAUGAGCACUAUCAACCAAAGUAUCAAGGAACUUCAACACAAAAGCAGCGGAUUGAGGGUGAAAGUGGCCAAUAUCCUUUCCUCUCUGGAUUCUGCUCAGGACUUCCUCCAAACUCGCAUCUCCUCAGUUAUUGUCAAAGAAAGUAGCAAGUAUGGGAACAUGAUAAUAGGAUACUUUGAACACUACCUGCAAUGGGUCAAGAUCUCAAUUACUGAGCAAAUUGCAGCCUGCAAACCCGUGGCCACUGCUUUAGACUCCGCUGUUGACGUCUUCCUGUGUAGCUACAUUAUCGACCCUAUGAAUUUGUUUUGGUUUGGCAUAGGAAAGGCGACCAUAUUUUUACUUCCAGCCAUCAUUUUCGCUGUGAAGCUGGCUAAGUACUACCGUCGAAUGGACUCAGAGGAUGUGUAUGAUGAUAUGGAAAAUGGUAAUAUUGGUUUUCAUAGACAUCAUUCCACUCAGACUGUAUGAACAAAGGUUUUAAA